Molecule: messenger RNA, 3696 nt
Organism: Myripristis murdjan (pinecone soldierfish)
Lineage: Eukaryota; Metazoa; Chordata; Actinopteri; Holocentriformes; Holocentridae
Product: connector enhancer of kinase suppressor of ras 3-like
Exons: 21
Coding region: 163-2907 (914 amino acids)
Biological process (GO): regulation of signal transduction
Cellular component (GO): cytoplasm; membrane
Molecular function (GO): protein binding
Source: RefSeq, a predicted model, not a curated record
UUGGAGAGGCUGCGGCGGGAAGAGCGGCCCCGCCGAGUCCGUGUGCUGCACCGGGACUUCGUGUUUCCUCAUCGGCUUAUUAUGUCUAAUUACCACUUUAAUUAGUUGGAGAAGUUAAUUAACGCCCCGCUGACGGUCGGUUGCCUGUGUGCUGUGGAUAAAAUGGAGCCUGUGACCAAGUGGACCCCGCAACAAGUGGUGGACUGGAUGAGAGGUCUGGACGACAGCCUGCAGCAGUACGUGUCGUCCUUCCAGCAGCAGCAGGUUGAUGGACAGAGGCUGCUCAGUUUGACCCACCAGGAGCUGCUGGCGCUGGGCGUGACGCGGCUCGGACACCAGGAGCUCGUGCAGGAGGCCGUCGACCUGCUGUGCGCUCUGAACCACGGCGUGGAGUCAGACAACCUGAAGACGCUGGUGGGCAGGAUGAGAGCCGCGUACAACAACCUGAGCAACGCCGCGUCGCAGCGCCGCAAGAACCCCGCCUACCACUCCAAGAACUCCCAUCAGCCCUCCAACGACUUCCUGACCGCCGUGGUCGAGCUGAUUGGAGCCGCCAAGGGCCUGCUGGCCUGGCUAGACAGGACUCCAAUGACCGGCGUCAACGACUUCACCUCCACCAAGAACAGCAUCAUCCAGCUCUGCUUGGAGCUCACCUCCACCGUCCAGAAGGACUGCACUGUUUAUGAGAUGGAGGAGAAGAUUCUGGAAGUUUCUCGAGCUCUGAACGGUAUCUGUGAGCAGACGGUGCGGGCGACCUCUGACCCCUCACAGAGUCCAGUGGCCUGUUUGGAGGAGGUUCACAUCACCAACAUCAAGCCUGGAGAGGGCCUGGGGAUGUACAUCAAAUCGACCUAUGACGGGCUCCAUGUCAUCACAGGAACCACAGAGAAUUCUCCUGCCGACAGAACGCAGAGGAUUCACGCUGGAGACGAAGUCGUGCAGGUCAACAGACAGACGGUGGUGGGCUGGCAGCUGAAGCACCUGGUGGGGAAGCUGAAGGCGGAGCCUGACGGCGUCGUCCUGGUGGUGAAGAAGAGGCCGUCCGGGACGUCCUGCAGCUUUGCCCCCGCCCCGCUGAAAAACCUGCGCUGGAGACCCCCGCUGGUCCAGGCGGCUCCAGCUCCCCACAAAUCCCAGCACCCAGAAACCAGCGAGGCUGUCGGCAAGAAGGGGAAGGCAGCCAUCUUGGAUCUGUACAUCCCCCCUCCCCCUGCAAUGCCAUACGUGCCUCGUGAAGGAAGCUCCAACGUGAAUCCUGCAGUGAAAAUCAGGGCCAAGUCUCCGAACUCGCGUCUGGACAUGGAGCGGACGAGGCGCUUCACCGUGGCCGACUACGACAGCAGGACGUCACACAGCCCGCCUGCUGAGCACAGCCAGCCGGUCCCGGUGCGCAUGAGGCAGCGGUCCUCCACACGCAGUAAACCUCGGCCGCUCUCCAUGCCAGUGGAUACGUGUUCGGGCGUGUCGGAGCCUCCCUGCCGCCGCUGGGGUCAGGCCAGGAAAGGGCAGGACAUCCUCCACAGAUACCUGAGCAACGAGCGGAUCGCCACCAUCUCGGAGGAGCCGUGUUACCCUCUGCCGUACCGCCCGGCGGACCGAGGCCACGGGUUGGUCCGCGGCGUCGACCACAUCAGGGGCAGCCAGUGCUUCAUCAACGCCGACCUGCACAACAGCGCCACCAUCCCGUACCAGGAGGCGGCGUCCAAGAAGUCGCACUCUGCCGCCGCCGCCUCUCCUCCCAAAGCCGAAACCAAACAUUCGUCUUCCCUGCUGGGCGGCUGGCUCGCUCGCCUCCGGCUGCUGACGUUUGCAGACAUGCUCCCGUCCGCUCUGGUCCACAUGUCCUUCCCAGGUCUGGCAGCCAUGAGCCGGCGGCGGGUUUCCGUCAAAGAGCUGGGGGCGGCGGACUGCCAGGGCUGGCUGCACCGCAGGAAGGAGGGCCGAGGCUUCCUGGGAAGCAGAUGGAAGAGAUACUGGUUCAUCCUGAAGAAGAGCUCGCUGUACUGGUACACCGACAAGACGGCUGAGAAAGCAGAAGGCUUCAUCAACCUGAACGACUUCACCAUCGAGCCGGCCAGCGAGUGCAGGAGGAAACAUGCCCUGAAGGCCAGUCACCCGCAGGUCGUCACUCUCUUCAUGGCUGCAGACGGCGUCACCGACAUGCACAGGUGGAUCAGUAAACUGUCAGCAGCGGCUCAGCACAGCGAGCACACACACACCGACACGGCAGAGUGCUACAGCGAGUCCAGUGAUCAGGACGGUGAUGAGUGUGUGCUGUCCACUUCCUGUCCUCUGGACUCUGAACAGGAAACCAGCGACUGUGGAAACGGAGAGGAGCCUCUGCCCCGGUGCUGGUCGUCCCCCGGCAGCGGCCCCGUCCCGGCCGUGCCUCCGCCCCUCGCCCCCGCCAGCAGGAGCGGCUCGUCGAGCUGGGAGUCCCUGUCCUGGCUGGACCUGCCGGCCCCUCAGGGGGCCUGGGCCGGGGGGCCGCCGCCGUUCGACCCCCCGCACAGAGACCAGGACAAGACGUCCGAUGAGAUGGAGCGUCUCUACGUCCACCUGAAGCAGGCCAGCUUGUCUCCGAUUGGCCAACACAAACCGUCCAAUCAGAGGGACUUCAGGGCAUCCUUCGUCAGGCGUUGCCGCGACGACAAGAUCAACGAGAAGCUUCACGUCGCCAGGAUCCUCAACAGCACGCUGAAGGCUAAAGAGGCGGAGCUGCUGGGGGUAGAGCAGAUCCUGGCCGACGCGACGCUCUCGGCGCCGCAGUUCAGAGAGUGGAAGCUCAGCAACUUCAUCCUGCUGCAGGACAUCAGGCGGCGCCGGGCGCCAACAGGGGGCGCCGCAGCGCCAAGAGACAGAGCCGCCGCUGCUGCAGAGCCCGGCGAGGCUGAGAGCAGCCUCUGACACCACAGACACAGAGACAGAUUAACAAACCACAGAGAUGGAGCCAGAUUAACAAACCAGAGGGAGAUGCAUCCAGAUUAACAAACCAUAGAGAGAUGGGGCCCAGAUUGUCAAACUAGAGAAAUGCAGGGUCUAUAUUAACAAACCAGAGGGAGACGGAUCCAGAUUAAAAACCCAGAGAGAGGUGGGGUCCAGAUUACCAAACCAGAGAGAGAUUGGGGUGCAGAUUAAGAAACCAUAGAGAGAUGGGCCCAGAUUACCAAACCAGAGAGAGAUUGGGGUGCAGAUUAACAAACCAGAAAGAGAUGGGCCCAGAUUACCAAACCAGAGAGAGAUUUAGGUGCAGAUUAACAAACCAUAGAGAGAUAGGGCCCAAAUUGCCAAACCAGAGAAAGGCAGGGUCUAUAUUAACAAACCAAAGAGAGACGGAUCCAGAUUAAAAACCCAGAGAGAGAUGGAUCCAGAUUAAAAACCCAGAGAGAGACAGGGUCCAGAUUAACAGACCAGAGAGAGACAGGGUCCAGAUUAACAGACCAGAGAGAGACAGGGUCCAGAUUAACAGACCAGACAGAGACGGGCCCAGAUGAACAAACCAGAGAGAGAUUGGGGUGCAGAUUAACAAACCAGAGAGAAAGACGGGGUCCAGAUUAACAGACCAGAGAGAGAGAGACAGGCUCCACACUGGAGGGUUUGACAGAUGACCUGCUGGUGUGAAAUCCUAAUCUGAGUGAGGUUUUCGUGGUGAGAUUGCAGCGUCUUCACAGGAUAAUUUAAAAAAAAAAAAAAAAA